GACGACUUGAUUGCGCAGCCAAUUUACAACCAACAACAUGGCUCCGCGUUCAUACUCCAAGACCUACAAGGUCCCUCGUCGACCAUACGAGUCGGCCCGUCUUGACUCCGAGUUGAAGAUGGUCGGCGAAUAUGGCCUGCGUAACAAGCGUGAGGUGUGGCGUGUCCAGCUCACUCUUUCCAAGAUUCGUCGUGCUGCUCGUGAGCUUCUCACUCUCGAGGAGAAGGAUCCCAAGCGUCUCUUUGAGGGUAACGCCUUGAUUCGCCGUCUUGUUCGUGUCGGUGUGCUCGACGAGUCCCGCAUGAAGCUCGAUUACGUCUUGGCUCUCAAGGUUGAGGACUUCUUGGAACGCCGUCUCCAGACUCAGGUCUACAGACUUGGUCUCGCUAAGUCCAUCCACCACGCUCGUGUGCUCAUUAGACAGAGACACAUCCGCGUUGGAAAGCAAAUUGUCAAUGUUCCCUCCUUCAUCGUUCGUCUCGAUUCCCAGAAGCACAUUGACUUUGCUCUUACCUCCCCACUUGGUGGUGGUCGUCCUGGUCGUGUCCGAAGAAAGAAGAUGAAGGCUGCCGAGAAGGGUGAUGAGGAAGCCGAGGAGGAAGAAGAGUAGAUGCAUCGCCCCAGAUGACCCAAUAAAAAUAAAAUUUAGCUUUAGGAAAUACCUUAGCUUCGUGUACGAUCACGAUAUAUGUUCAUGAACUAAUUCCUAUUCUACGGUGUC
Messenger RNA from Coccidioides posadasii C735 delta SOWgp, 721 nucleotides. RefSeq names its product 40S ribosomal protein uS4 (gene RPS9). Gene Ontology annotation, cellular component: cytosolic small ribosomal subunit. NCBI's taxonomy places the organism in Eukaryota, Fungi, Ascomycota, Eurotiomycetes, Onygenales, Onygenaceae. The record is from RefSeq and is a predicted model, not a curated record. Gene Ontology annotation, molecular function: rRNA binding; structural constituent of ribosome. Gene Ontology annotation, biological process: ribosomal small subunit biogenesis; translation.